Molecule: messenger RNA, 3705 nt
Organism: Oncorhynchus tshawytscha (Chinook salmon)
Lineage: Eukaryota; Metazoa; Chordata; Actinopteri; Salmoniformes; Salmonidae
Product: regulator of G-protein signaling 9-binding protein
Exons: 1
Coding region: 887-1627 (246 amino acids)
Biological process (GO): detection of light stimulus involved in visual perception; G protein-coupled receptor signaling pathway
Cellular component (GO): neuron projection; photoreceptor outer segment
Source: RefSeq, a predicted model, not a curated record
AAUGCCUACAUCUGAAAGCUCCGGUCUUGUUCUGCGUGUGACAAGGCGCUUAUGGUAUUUAAAACAGCACGGUCGACAGACACCGUGCUGAAGUGGACAGCUCCCGUUCAGAUGAAGAAAAGAAAGCCACACGAUACUUAGACAACCAACCAACCAUCGAUCUAGUCACAGUUUGAUUUGGUUCGUCCAGCGGGACGGGUCUGUCUCUCACGGUGAGCUGAGCUGACAUUUAACAGCGUUUGUUUUAUAUAAUCAUCACCAUCCAGAUGUGCGUCUAAGAAGACGGCGACGGCAUUAAUGGACUUUCCGUUAUUUAUUUGUUGCGAGCCGACGCUGCCGGAGUUGUUCCGUCUGGAUACUGUGGAGUUGUUCUGUCUGGAUACUGUUUAAUAGGAAACACCUGUAGCUGAAUCUGCUACACAGUCUCUAAUAUAUUGGACUAUUAUUACCCACAAAGCAACAGAAAUGUUUUGAUACACUAUCUAUUUUCUGCAGGCAGGGAGGGCUGGUCUCUCUGACGCCGUCGGCCAUCUAAUCUCCAAUGCAAAAGAGCGAAGGUAAAGCCAUUUACUGGUCCAUUAAUAUCUAAGCUUCUCUCUCGGCUCUCUGUGCUGUUCGCAGACAGGAACAUGGAUAGAGAGGAAUUCGCUGUGACAAGAGCUUUGACUGGAUUCGUAUGGAUGGUGUUCUCUUGUCCAAACUAACCAAUCAAAUCAAAAGGACAGUGGAGUCGAGCUCAACAACCGACCGGUGCGUCUGGCGGUUCGCCAUCAUCAUCCCUUUUUUGUUGUUGGUGCGCACCGCUUUUAAAAAAAUUAAUUGAAUGCAUUUUUAAUGUAGCCGGGGGAGAUCAGAGGUGGGCUUAUAUUUGAAUUAAAAAACAACCAUGGGGGGCACAGAUGAGUGUAAAACCAUGCUGGAUGCUCUGAACAAAGUCACAGCGUGCUACAGGCACCUGGUCAUCGCGCUGGGCAGCACAUCGGACUCUCAGAACCUGCGCGAGGAACUCAAGAAGACCCGGAAGAAAGCCCAGGAGCUCGCGGUGGCCAACCGGAAUAAACUAACCGAGUUGCUCAAAGACAAGACCACCAGCAAGGACGACCGGGCUGAGUAUGAGAGGCUAUGGGUGCUGUUCACCAGCAGCAUGGAGCUACUGGAAGUGGACAUGAAGCGGAGCUUGGAGAUAGGGCAGGAGUUCCCCCUCAAGGUGCCCACCAGACACCUCAUCCAGACGGGCAUGACCGGCAGCACCACCACGGUGGCCGCCAGGGCCAUGUCUGUGCAGAACAUGAAGUACGACGCGGACAGCAACAUCGACACUGCCGACCUGAAGGAGCUCCAGGCUGAGAUCACCCAGGUGGGCCAGAUGAUGGAGGAGAUGGAGAUGAAGGUGCAGGUGGCUCCGUGGGCCGUGGAGGCCAAGCAGGAGGCCGGCGCCGAGCUCAAAUCCACCCUGAGCGUCGGGAACUCCUCCGUGGGCGUCAUUUCCAUCUGUGAAGAGGAGCCCAAAGACGAGAUAGAUGAAGGGGGUGACAAUAACGGAAUGAUCACAUGUAUCGCUGGGUUCAUAUUCGUUGCUAUUGUAGUAAUCGCCGGGAUUCUAGGAUACUUUGUGAUCGGUGGAUAGGAUACUUAGUAUUGGACGUUUUGAGCCAGCCUGGGAAUAAUUAACAGAUAAACAGCGGGCACAGCUCAGAGACAGAUACAGCCCGGGAUGGACACUAGACAGCAGGUUAUAUGCCCGGAGAAACGGCUCUGUUGUUGAGGAGAGAGAGACUAGCGCGAGGAGCUGUCCAGGUGAUGAACACUGUUACGUCUGCAUCCCAAAUGGCAACGAUUCCACAUAUAGUCCUCUACUUUAGACCAGAGUCACUACAAGGUGUUAUUCCACAUAUAGUCCUCUACUUUAGACCAGAGUCACUACAAGGCUUUAUUCCACAUAUAGUCCUCUACUUUAGACCAGAGUCACUACAAGGUGUUAUUCCACAUAUAGUCCUCUACUUUAGACCAGAGUCACUACAAGGCUUUAUUCCACAUAUAGUCCUCUACUUUAGACCAGAGUCACUACAAGGCGUUAUUCCACAUAUAGUCCUCUACUUUAGACCAGAGUCACUGCAAGGCAUUAUUCCACAUAUAGUCCUCUACUUUAGACCAGAGUCACUACAAGGUGUUAUUCCACAUAUAGUCCUCUACUUUAGACCAGAGUCACUGCAAGGCAUUAUUCCACAUAUAGUCCUCUACUUUAGACCAGAGUCACUACAAGGUGUUAUUCCACAUAUAGUCCUCUACUUUAGACCAGAGUCACUGCAAGGCAUUAUUCCACAUAUAGUCCUCUACUUUAGACCAGAGUCACUACAAGGCGUUAUUCCACAUAUAGUCCUCUAAUUUAGACCAGAGUCACUGCAAGGCAUUAUUCCACAUAUAGUCCUCUACUUUAGACCAGAGUCACUACAGGGCGUUAUUCCACAUAUAGUCCUCUACUUUAGACCAGAGUCACUACAAGGCAUUAUUCCACAUAUAGUCCUCUACUUUAGACCAGAGUCACUACAGGGCAUUAUUCCACAUAUAGUCCUCUACUUUAGACCAGAGUCACUACAGGGCGUUAUUCCACAUAUAGUCCUCUACUUUAGACCAGAGUCACUACAAGGUGUUAUUCCACAUAUAGUCCUCUACUUUAGACCAGAGUCACUACAAGGCUUUAUUCCACAUAUAGUCCUCUACUUUAGACCAGAGUCACUACAGGGCGUUAUUCCACAUAUAGUCCUCUACUUUAGACCAGAGUCACUGCAAGGCGUUAUUCCACAUAUAGUCCUCUACUUUAGACCAGAGUCACUGCAAGGCGUUAUUCCACAUAUAGUCCUCUACUUUAGACCAGAGUCACUGCAAGGCGUUAUUCCACAUAUAGUCCUCUACUUUAGACCAGAGUCACUACAAGGCGUUAUUCCACAUAUAGUCCUCUACUUUAGACCAGAGCCACUACAAGGCGUUAUUCCACAUAUAGUCCUCUACUUUAGACCAGAGUCACUACAAGGCGUUAUUCCACAUAUAGUCCUCUACUUUAGACCAGAGCCACUACAAGGCGUUAUUCCACAUAUAGUCCUCUACUUUAGACCAGAGUCACUACAAGGCGUUAUUCCACAUAUAGUCCUCUACUUUAGACCAGAGUCACUACAAGGCGUUAUUCCACAUAUAGUCCUCUACUUUAGACCAGAGCCACUACAAGGCGUUAUUCCACAUAUAGUCCUCUACUUUAGACCAGAGUCACUACAAGGCGUUAUUCCACAUAUAGUCCUCUACUUUAGACCAGAGCCACCGCAACAUUUUAUCUCAGCCUCACAAUAAUAAUAAUAACAAUAAUAAUUUAUUCAGCUUCUAUAGCGUUUUUCAUUAUAGAAAAUUAUCUCAAAGUGCUUGAAAAGAGAACAACUAACCAAGCAUCAAAUAAAAUCUAUAUCCCUUAUAGCUAGAUAACAGAGGGCUGGACUACCACAACUAAUAUAUAGUCCUUAUAGUAGAUAACAGAGGGCUGGACUACCACAACUAAUAUAUAGCCCUUAUAGCAGAUAACAGAGGGCUGGACUACCACAACUAAUAUAUAGUCCUUAUAGCAGAUAACAGAGGGCUGGACUACCACAACUAAUAUAUAGUCCUUAUAGCAGAUAACAGAGGGCUGGACUACCACAACUAAUAUAUAGCCCUUAUAGC